Dromiciops gliroides (monito del monte) is the source of this 2745-nucleotide messenger RNA. RefSeq names its product zinc finger protein 420-like. The coding region runs from base 1 to 2745 and encodes 914 amino acids. Lineage: Eukaryota; Metazoa; Chordata; Mammalia; Microbiotheria; Microbiotheriidae. The transcript is spliced from 9 exons. Gene Ontology annotation, biological process: negative regulation of transcription by RNA polymerase II. The record is from RefSeq and is a predicted model, not a curated record. Gene Ontology annotation, molecular function: DNA-binding transcription repressor activity, RNA polymerase II-specific.
AUGGGUGUGGUGGGGGAGGAGCUGGCAGGGCAGGAGUUUCUGCUGAGGAGGGUUGGAGUCCCAGAGCAGGCCACUUUGCACACAACCAAAGCUUAUUCCAAGAAGAGAGCCCAGAACCAGAGGAUGGCCCCAGGGACCCAGAGACCCUCAUCCCAGGAUGCCCAGGUGAGCAAGGAGGUCAGUGCAAGCAUGAGAGACAGCCAUUGGAAAGGCACAGAUCAGGUGAUGGAGGGUCUUGGUCAAGAUUGUCCAGGAGGCCCGUAUCCCCAGGAGUUGCUGACAUUCAAGGAUGUGGCUGUGGAUUUCACCCAGGAGGAGUGGCGCCUCUUGGACCAUUCUCAGAGAGAGCUGCACAAGGAGGUCAUGCUGGAGAAUGUCCAGAACCUGCUCUCUGUGGGUGGAGAAACCAGGUUGGAAGUGAAGAAGAUAACUACAAAGGUGAACAUUUCUGUUCAAGAAUUUGUCCAGCUUAGAUUUGAGAGUGAUGGUGCCUGUAACUGCAAUUUGAAAGAAAUAUGUGACUCUGAUACCAAGGCGGAUCUUAUUAGGCAUCAGAAUAUUCACAAUGGAAAAAAGUUGUAUAAAUGUAAUCAGUGUGGAAAGACUUUCACAGGGGAAUCCCAUUUUGCUGUGCAUCAGAGAAUCCACACUGGAGAGAAACCUUAUGAAUGCUAUCAGUGUGGAAAGAAGUUCAGAUGCAGCUCCGGUUUUGCUGUACAUCAGAAAAUCCACACUGGAGAGAAACCUUAUGAAUGCUAUCAGUGUGGAAAGGCUUUCACAAAGAGAUCCAAUCUUGCUGCACAUCAGAGAAUCCACACUGGAGAGAAACCUUAUGAAUGUAAUCAGUGUGGAAAGACUUUCACAGUCCGCUCCCAUCUUGUUAAACAUCAGAGAAUCCACACUGGAGAGAAACCUUAUAAAUGUAAUCAGUGUGGAAAGGCUUUCACAUGGAGCUCUGAUUUUGUUGGACAUCAGAGAAUCCACACUGGAGAGAAACCUUAUGAAUGUAAUCAGUGUGGAAAGACUUUCACAAAGAGGUACCCUCUUGUUAGACAUCAGAAAAUCCACACUGGACAGAAACCUUAUAAAUGUAAUCAGUGUGAAAAGGCUUUCACAGAGAGAUCCAGUCUUGUUGCACAUCAGGGAAUCCACACUGGAGAGAAACCUUAUGAAUGUAAUCAGUGUGGAAAGACUUUCAGAAAGAGGUCCUAUCUUGCUGUACAUCAGAAAAUCCACACUGGAGAGAAACCUUAUGAAUGUAAUCAGUGUGGGAAGGCUUUCACAGUGAGAUCCAGUCUUGCUAAGCAUGGGAGAAUACACAUUGGUGAGAAACCUUAUGAAUGUAAUCAGUGUGGGAAGGCUUUCACAGAGAGAUCCAGUCUUGCUAAGCAUGGGAGAAUACACACUGGAGAGAAACCUUAUGAAUGUAAUCAGUGUGGAAAGGCUUUCACACAGAGUUCUCAUCGUGCUGCACAUCAGAGAAUCCACACUGGAGAGAAAACUUAUGAAUGUAGUCAAUGUGGAAAGACUUUCACAGUCCGCUCCCAUCUUGUUAAACAUCAGAGAAUCCACACUGGAGAGAAACCUUAUGAAUGCAAUCAGUGUGGGAAGGCUUUCACAGUGAGAUCUAGUCUUGCUAAGCAUGAGAGAAUACACAUUGGAGAUAAACCUUAUGAAUGUAAUCAGUGUGGAAAGGCUUUCACACAGAGCUCCAGUCUUGCUCAGCAUGAGAGAUCCCACACUGGAGAGAAACCUUAUGAAUGUAAUCAGUGUGGAAAGACUUUCACCAUCAGCUCCUAUCUUGUUAGACAUCAGAGACUCCACACUGGAGAGAAACCUUAUGAAUGUAAUCAGUGUGGAAAGGCUUUCACACAGAGCUCCAAUCUUGCUCAGCAUGAGAGAUCUCACACUGGAGAGAAACCUUAUAAAUGUAAUCAGUGUGGAAAGACUUUCACAGUCAGCUCCUAUCUUGUUAGACAUCAGAGACUCCACACUGGAGAGAAACCUUAUGAAUGCAAUCAGUGUGGGAAGGCUUUCACAGUGAGAUCUAGUCUUGCUAAGCAUGAGAGAAUACACAUUGGAGAUAAACCUUAUGAAUGUAAUCAGUGUGGAAAGGCUUUCACACAGAGCUCCAGUCUUGCUCAGCAUGAGAGAUCCCACACUGGAGAGAAACCUUAUGAAUGUAAUCAGUGUGGAAAGACUUUCACCGUCAGCUCCUAUCUUGUUAGACAUCAGAGACUCCACACUGGAGAGAAACCUUAUGAAUGUAAUCAGUGUGGAAAGGCUUUCACACAGAGCUCCAAUCUUGCUCAGCAUGAGAGAUCUCACACUGGAGAGAAACCUUAUGAAUGUAAUCAGUGUGGAAAGACUUUCACAGUCAGCUCCCAUCUUGUUAGACAUCAGAGACUCCACACUGGAGAGAAACCUUAUGAAUGUAAUCAGUGUGGAAAGGCUUUCACAGAGAGAUCCAGUCUUGCUGCACAUCAGAGAAUCCACAGUGGAGAGAAAACUUAUGAAUGUAAUCAGUGUGGAAAGUCUUUCACAGUGAGAUCCAGUCUUGCUAGGCAUGAGAGAAUCCACACUGGAGAGAAACCUUAUGAAUGUUAUCAGUGUGGAAAGAAUUAUGCAAAAUAUUUCCACAUUAGUCAGCAUGAGAGAAUCCACACUGAAGAGAAACCUUAUGAAUGUAAUCAGUGUGGAAAGAAUGUGGAGAAAGCUACCCAGGACAACAGUUUAACAGUUUAG